Ochotona princeps (American pika) is the source of this 2485-nucleotide messenger RNA. RefSeq names its product SAM domain, SH3 domain and nuclear localization signals 1 (gene SAMSN1). Lineage: Eukaryota; Metazoa; Chordata; Mammalia; Lagomorpha; Ochotonidae. Bases 5 to 1942 code for a protein of 645 amino acids. The record is from RefSeq and is a predicted model, not a curated record. The transcript has 15 exons. Gene Ontology annotation, molecular function: protein binding.
UUCUAUGGAUAGUUUAUACGAGCCCAUCCCAGAGCAAUUAUCUGAUCAGGAAAACACUUGUGGUAGAACAGAUUCUUCUGUCUCAACAGCCCAAGAAGAGAAUGGACAAGCUCACAGUAAAUACUUCAUGGAACCUUCUAGUUUUGAGAAUGCAAAACCAAAAAGAACAAGGCCAUUCCGGAGAUGUGCAUCUGAAAAUAAAAUAUUUGAAGGGAAAACUGUGAAUGACACAACCUGGCAGAAACCCAGCAAGCCUGAAAAUGACUCCGACAUCAAAAGACCCUGUCAGCUAAAAGAUAUCAAUGAAGUUAUGAAUAAUAACAUACAUACCCUUCAAGGAAAUCCAAUACAUGGAGUCUCUAACCAGAGCCUGACCUCUGAAUGCUGGAAUCCAUCUCACCAUCAAAGACACAUCCCGUCCCCUGAAGAUGCAGUGAUCAUAAAAUCAGGUGGUGACCCGGUGGAAUCAAUGGGGACAUUAAAGAGACUCCAGAAACUGGUUUGGACCAAGAAACCCAAGAUACAAAGUUUGGAUGAAAUGAAACCUUCAUUAUUAAGUCUCCAAGAUGAAGAUGAUGCAUUGGUUUCCUGUAUGAGAUUAGCAAAAUCCCAGGAAAAGAGAAUGAACAGAAGAGAGAAGAAAGAAACGGAGAUUACACAGAAUUCUUUUUGUGCAUCACUGAGCAGAUCCCACACUUCAACUGGAUACAACUUGGAAGAGAUGUGGAACAGCUGGGAACAUGUUCCAGAAAAUCCACAGUGGACAUGUGUGGACUUCCAAAUCUCCCAAGUUGGAUCCUGGGGUGAUUGCUCAUAUUGUACACACCACCCCCAUCUCACAUCUUCUUUCACAGAUGUGGACCUCCUACACUCAUGGCGCAGCAGCAGUUUUGGUAAUUUUGAUCGUUUCCGGAAUAUUUCUGUAUCAAAGCCAACUGAUUCUACCGAGAAACAUGAAGGAGAACCCAUUAACGAAAAUGGAGAACAACAUAAAGCUUCAACUAAUGGAGGGGGUUUGAGUAAGAAAAUGAGAAAUAUUUCAUGGACAAUGAAGAAAAAAGUUGGUAAAAAAUACAUCAAAGCUCUUUCUGAGGAAAAGGAUGAAGAAGAGGGAGAUGACAUUCUUCCAUAUCGGAACAGUGAUCCCAUGAUCGGGACCCACACAGAGAAGAUCUCCCUUAAAGCCAGUGAUUCUUUGGAUAGUCUCUACAGUGGUCAGAGUUCAUCAAGUGGAAUAACAACCUGCUCAGAUGGUACAAGUAACCGUGAUAGCUUCCGAUUGGAUGAUGACAGUCCCUACUCAGGACCAUUCUGUGGCCGUGCCCGAGUGCACACGGACUUCACUCCAAGUCCCUAUGACACCGACUCCCUCAAAAUCAAGAAAGGAGACAUCAUAGAUAUCAUUUGCAAAACGCCAAUGGGGAUGUGGACAGGAAUGUUGAAUAACAAGGUGGGAAACUUCAAAUUUAUUUACGUGGAUGUCAUCUCAGAAGAGGAGGAAGCCCCCAAGAAAAUAAAGGCCCACCGAAGGAGUAAAGUUGGAAAGCCUGAGACUUUGUUAGAGUUCCUAGAAAGGAUCCACCUUCAGGAAUAUAGUUCAACACUUCUGCUCAAUGGUUAUGAGACUCUAGAGGAUUUGAAGUAUAUAAAAGAGAGUCAUCUAAUUGAAUUGAACAUUGAAAACUCCGAAGACAGGAAGAGGUUCUUAUCAGCUGCUGAAAAUCUCCUUGAGGAGGAAACUAUUCAAGAGCAAGAAAAUACUCCAGUGCCCACAUCCUUAGGCUCCGACAUCUCCUUAAGCAAGUCACAGUUAGAUGACUGCCCACGGGACUCUGGUUGCUAUAUUUCUUCAGGAAAUUCAGAUAAUGGCAAAGAAGAGUUGGAGUCUGAAAAUCUGCCUGAGAUGGUCCAAAAGAUUAGCAUCAAGGAGCCAACCAUCUAAAUAUACAUCCUAACAAUUUGGCUACCAUGCAUCACAUUUUAACUUCUGUGCCAAAAGGCCAAGUAGGAGAAAAAGAGAACUACUGGUAAUUACUACCUAAAGUUAAAUUAUUUUAAUCUGAGUGAUUGUACAUACAAGCUUACAUCUCUGUCCCAUUUAUUGUAAAUAAAAUGUAUAUAUUUAUAUUUUAAAUUCUGUGACUUCAUAUUUUACACAUCUGUAAUAGGAAAAGUAGAGUGUAAAUGUUUCAUUAUGUGAUACAUGCCUUAUUUGAUUUUAUUUCACAAGUACAAAAUCAUAACAUUAGCAAAGAAAUCCCUCCUUAUUUCCUUGUUAAUUUUGAAUUUAUACAUAUAAUUGAAUGAUUAGUGGUAGAAGGUGUUUCCGUUGAGUCAACUUGCCCAAAAUUACAUCUAUACUCAUUUUGUACUUAUAGGAAAAGGGGUCAAUACCAGAGAUACUGUAACCUAAUCCAUUAUGGUGGUUUAGUAAAUAUUUUUGCUGAUAUUCUUUACUAUGUUAUCCAAUAUAAUGUACUGUCGU